Messenger RNA from Podarcis lilfordi (Lilford's wall lizard), 14856 nucleotides. The record is from the annotation of a GenBank genome assembly. NCBI's taxonomy places the organism in Eukaryota, Metazoa, Chordata, Lepidosauria, Squamata, Lacertidae.
GACUUCCGGUUUUAUAUGAAGGGAUUUGUUUAUGCGGUGAGAACCGCUCGUGGGAACCGAUGGGGAAACGCGGGGUUUUUAGGUGCGUGGGAGAGAAGAGGCAGGGAUUCCCGUUCUUUGGAACUCAGGCCUUUAUCAUUAAAAGAAAAUAAGCGUAUUAAAUUGGGAAAGGAUUAUGACAAGGCUGUAUAUUGUCUCCCUGCUUAUUUAACUUAUAUGCAGAAUUCAUCAUGCGAAAGGCUGGGCUGGAUGAAUCCCAAACCGGAAUUAAGAUCGCCGGAAGAAAUAUCAACAACCUCAGAUAUGCAGAUGACACAAUCUUGAUGGCAGAAAGUGAGGAAUUAAAGAACCACUUAAUGAGAGUGAAAGAGGAGAGCGCCAAAUAUGGUCUGAAGCUCAACAUCAAAAAAACGAAGAUCACGGCCACUGGACCCAUCACCUCCUGGCAAAUAGAAGGGGAAGUAAUGGAGGCAGUGAGAGAUUUGACUUUCUUGGGCUCCAUGAUCACUGCAGAUGGUGACAGCAGUCACGAAAUUAAAAGACACCUGCUCCUUGGGAGAAAAGCAAUGACAAACCUAGACAGCAUCCUAAAAAGCAGAGACGUCACCUUGCCAACAAAGGUCCAUAUAGUUUAAGCUAUGGUUUUCCAGUAGUGAUGUAUGGAAGUGAGAGCGGGACCAUCACGAAGGCUGAUCACCGAAGAGUUGAUGCUUUUGAAUUCUGGUGCUGGAGGAGACUCUUGAGAGUCCCAUGGACUGCAAGAAGAUCAAACCUCUCCAUUCUGAAGGAAAUCAGCCCUGAGUGCUCACUGGAAGGACAGAUCCUGAAGCUGAGGCUCCAAUACUUUGGCCACCUCAUGAGAAGAGAAGACUCCCUGGAAAAGACCCUGAUGUUGGGGAAGAUGGAGGGCACAGGGAGAAAGGGGAUGACAGAGGACGAGAUGGUUGGACAGUGUCCUCGAAGCUACCAGCAUGAGUUUGACCAAACUGCAGGAGGCAGGGAAAGACAGGAGUGCCUGGCGUGCUCUGGUCCAUGGGGUCACGAAGAGUCGGACACGACUAAACGACUAAACAACAACAACAAUACAGUAGAUUUCUAUGGGCAGUCAUCAUUCCACUCCCAGAAAGUGAUAUAGGGUGUCCCGGAAGUUCUAUUAUCGAUGUGAAUCUCUGUUAUUAGAUUUAUGGUUCAUGUCCUGUGAGCUCUAUGGAAAGAGCAGCUCCCGUGAGCCGGAGCCCUUCCUCAGGGCCUUACCAUAGAGAGAGGGAGGCAUUCCCUAGCCAGACUGCAGGCAAUCCUGUGUGCAAUCCUAUGAGCAGGAAUGGGAGGGCCAGGUGCCCUGCAGAUAGGACUCCAUUUCCCAUCAGCCCCUGCCACCAGCAGCGUGGUCAAGGAUGAUGGGACUUGUAGUACUUCAGGAACACCUGGAGGAACCACAGCUUAUCCCCAUCAAUGCUAAACGCGCCUUACAUGUCCCAUUUAACCUAGAGCUUCCUUCUGAACCAUGUAGGACAAUGGUGCAUAACAGCGGGUUGGGCUAGAUGACCUUUGGGGGAUCCCAUUCCGACCCUUCUAAUUUACAAUUCUAACUGGAGUUGUUUUUUCCCUUGCUAGGAACCAUUGGCUUAGUAAGCAGGUUGUGCAGUUUGAGUGAAAGCCAUUUCUGGAGGUCAGAACUGCCCCAUCCCAGCGAUGUGCAGAAAUUCAAGAGGUGAAGCUUUUGCUGAGAUGCUUCACCUGGGCAGCCAUCACUUGCUGAAUCGCUGUUUCAGUUGCAGGGAUAGUAAAGCAGGAUGUUUCCCCCACCACUCAGGAUUACCCCCGCAGGUUAAUCUGCAGCUCUAAUAUAGUCUCACUACUUGGGAGUAAAGCCAUGCAGACUGACUUCUGUCAGGGAUUUCUCUAGCUGUGAUUCCUGUAUUGCAGGAGUUUGAACUAGAUGACCAUUUCCAAGGCUAGGGUGAUAUAAUACGAAUCCUUGUUUUCCUGGAACGUGAACUACACUUUAAUCUUUAACAUCACCCCCUUGAUAUUCUUCAGAAAGUCUCUUUUAAUUUAUAUUUAUCAGGCUCUGAUGACUCCAAACCAUAGCUGUCAAUUUUCCCCUUUUCUUGCGAGGAAUACUGUUCAGAAUAAGGGAAUUUCCCUUUUAAAAAGGACAACGUUGACAGCUAUGCGGAUGACUCCAAACCCUCAAUCUUUACAAAAAGGAAGUAAAUUAACCUCUCGCUGUUCUUUUCCCCCCUAUUAGGAACUUGUUGGUAGGAUCUCCCCCGCCCAAAAAAAAACAACACCAAUAUGGUGUUGGCAGCUGAUGGAUUCGAACCCUCCACCAAUGGCAUCAUGAAGAGCUUGGUCUCCUCCAAUGAGAGGAAGCUGGAGGGCGGGUUUUUCCCUUAUCAGCGAAUGUCAGCGUGAAGAGUGUUGCACAGCUGAUGCGCCCAGAGAGCGCUUGCAGGCCCUUGGCAGGCAGCUGUAGCGGCUCCCCCCCCCCCCCAAGCAAUGCUCCCCAUUUGGCCCAGAUGUUUGUGCAUCUUGCUCUGCUUCGGCCCCUUCGCUCACAGUGAGUAUCCCCUCGGCUUCCUAACCUGGGACUGGUGCAGUCAUUGGGGACGGAAGCUUCUGGCUGACAGCUGGCAUGGCAGAAACCCUGCCUUACCCCUCUCGCCCAGGCUGCAGAUGCUCAAAUCGACCUGAUCUUCCUUCGAUCUUCCUUCCUCUUUUCACAUUCAUGUGUUUGCCUUGUCUAGCCUUAGUGAGUUGCAUGGGUCAUUUUAUAAAGAGGUUCCUUUCUCAAGAUCUUGCAAUGCUUUUUAAUAAUAGGUAAUACAGUGGCACCUUGGGUUAAGUAUUUAAUUUGUUCCGGAGGUCCGUUCUUAACCUGAAGCACCACUUCAGCUAAUGGGGCCUCCUGCUGCUGCCGCGCCCCUGGAGCACAAUUUCUGUUCUCAUCCUGAAGCAAAGUUCUUAACCCGAGGUACUAUUUCUGGGUUAGCGGAGUCUGUAACCUAAAGCGUCUGUAACCUGAAGCGUAUGUAACCUGAGGUACCACUGUAAUAAUAAUAAUAAUUUAUUAUUUGUACCCUGCCCAUCUGGCUGGGUUUCCCCAGCCACUCUGGGCGGCUUCCAACAAAGAUUAAAAAUACAUUAAAAUGUCACACAUUAAAAACUUCCCUAAACAGGGCUGCCUUCAGAUGUCUUCUAAAAGUCGGAUACAGUGGUACCUCGGGUUAAGUACUUAAUUCAUUCCGGUCCGUUCUUAACCUGAAACUGUUCUUAACCUGGAGCACCACUUUAGCUAAUGGGGCCUCCUGCUGCUGCCAUGCCGCCGAAGCACAAUUUCUGUUCUCAUCCUGAAGCAAAGUUCUCAACCCGAGGUACUAUUUCUGGGUUAGCGGAGUCUGUAACCUGAAGCGUCUGUAACCUGAAGCGUAUAUAACCUGAAGUGUAUGUAACCCGAGGUACCACUGUAGUUGUUUAUCUCUUUGACAUCUGAUGGGAGGGCGUUCCACAGAGCAGGUGCCACCACCGAGAAGCCCCUCUGCCUGGUUCCCUGUAACCUCACUUCUCACAGGGAGGGAACCGCCAGAAGGCCCUCAGAGGUGGACCUCAGUGUCCGGGUAGAACGAUGGGGGUGGAGAUGCUCCUUCAGGUAUACUGGGCUGAGGCUCUCCCUUCCUGCAGUUUCCAGCAACGGAUAUUGAUAAGCGUUGCUGCCUCCAGCUGUGACCCCGUCCAUUUAAAAGCACAUUCUCUCCCCACCCACCCAAAGGAUCCUCAGAACAGUAAUUUUCUUAUGGGUGCUGGGAAUUGUAGUUCUGUGGGGUAAACUAUAGUUCCCGAGAUUUUGACGGUGAGUUUUGGGGAGGAUCCAAACGAUGGAUUCAAAUUGCAAAAGGGAAAUUCCAACAUUAGGAAGAACUUUCUGGCAGUAAGAGCUGUUCAACAGUGGGACAGACGUCCUCAAAAGGUGACAGACUAUCGGUCAGGGAUAGGUUGUCAUUGGCAAGACACCGGUUUCCAGAGCGGCCCACGUGCUUCUUGCAACUGCUCCAGAGUAUAUGGUGUGUGGGCUUUGCAAUCUCAAGCCUAUUUAUAAUCCCUUGCUCCCCCCCCCCCACGCCUCCUAUUUGCAGCGUGGCAACAGCCGGUUGCAUGGAAUGCGGCCAGGCAAAUUGUUUCCAUUCUUCCUCUUCCUCUCGCAGUUAUGGGCCGGCUUGAAAAACGUGGUCUCCCAGGAUUGGCAUAGAACAUUCCAGGGGGCCGAAAAUGGAGGUGGUUAUAUAUUCAGAUAUCAACUCCCCUCUUUUUUCCUCCAAUAAUCAUCCUAUUCAGUGUUUCUCCUAUAGAAGCGUGAAGCACCAGGGAACUAUGCUUCCUGUCCCCAGACCCUUCCUUGAUUUCCAAAGCUGCUCUGAGAUUCCCUUCGCAAUCCCACAGACCCACAAAAUCCCAGCCACUGUCAUAAAUUUGUCUUGGUUGGCAGCUUCAGGUUGGCGUUUCUGCCGGAGGUGGCAUUCAGCUAAUUUCCUUUCGGGUUUGGACCCUGGAAUGCAAUUGUGGAUAGGGCGAUUGUGCUGGAGAAAACUGGAUAUGCCUGCCACCUGAUAACAUUUUUUAAAAAACCCUUCCAGUUUAAUUAGUUUAGCCUUUGCCAGCCUGGUGCCCUGCAGGUGUGUUGGACUACAAAUCCCAUCAGCCACAGCCAGCUGAUGGGAUUUGUAGUCCAAAACAACUGAAGGGCACCAGGCUGGCCAAGGCUGAGUUACUGCAUGUUUAAAAGGGUUUAAGGUCAGUGAGAAAGAGGAGGAUUGGUUUGAGAAGAUACUGAAUUAUUUGGGUAGGUUUGAACAAUUUGGGGCAAUUAAAAUGUUAAAAGUUAAAUAAACCUUGUGGAUGGAGGAGUGUUAACGUAUAUAAAAUUGUACAUAUGGUUGAUUUGAAUAUGUUAUUAUUGAUUAUGUGUACCCAAUGUAUCAGCCGCCUAGGGGGUUUCACUGUUUGUAUUUGGUUGUUGGUAAAAAAUAAUAAUAAACUAAAAAAAUGCACUUAAGAUGCGACUGUGCUGUAAUGAAAAUAGUCAGUGUAUCCCAGUGCUCCCUUCAUCUCUGUUUUCUUCGAGACUCUUUUGGCACAAUCUGCCCCAAGAGUUCAUGCUCUCUUUCUCUCUUGGCACUGCAGGCUUACGUAUCCAGGAAUACCUCUACUUCCAGGUAUUGAGCCCUGGCGAUAUCCGCUACAUCUUCACUGCCACCCCGGCCAAGGAUUUCGGAGGGGUGUUUGUAAGUAUGAGAGCCAAGCUCCCGUCCCCUCCCAGCGAUGCCCAACAUCAUUUUAUUUUUUUACUUUUAUUAAUCACAUUUAUAUACCGCCUUUAUCUUCCAGGGAUCUCAAGGUGGUGUAUAUGGCUCUCCUCCUCCUCCUCCUCCUCCUCCCCCUCCCCAUUUCAUCCUCACAACAACCUUGUGAGGUAGGGCUAGGCUAAGAGAUGGUGACCGACUCCAAGGUCACCCAGUGAGCUUCAUGGCCGGGUGGGGAUUCGAACCCUGCUCUCCCAGGUCUGAGUCCAGCGCUCUAACCACUACGCCACACUGACUGCAAAACAGUCUUCAUUUUUUGGAGGGAGGGUUUAAAAUGUAACUGAAGCGUUCCCAAAGCCAGGAAGGAUUGGACUCUGAUUAAUAAAAUACAGACGAGGCUUGACCAGCAAGACUCUGGGAGGGCUGCCAAUAAUAAUUCCCUCCACCCCUUGGCCCAGGUCGUUUUAUUCACAAAAGAACUUUUUACAGUAUUCGUAAGAACCAAUCAGAUUUCCUCUGAGCAUUUUAAAAACCCCACGUGGGACAAAGUCAGAUCAGAAGAAAUUCUUUUAACUACAAAGAAACUAUUUCCUACUUGAGCAUGCAUAUGUAGUUCAGAGUAAAUAAAAUAGGAAUAAAAGGAGGAAUGCAGUCAGCAAAACCCCAGAGGUCAUAAUCAGGAAUAAACAGGAGAGGCGAGAUGGCAGUAUUUACCAACUCCUUGUGAACUCUCUUCCUGGCCUUUAAGAUCUAUCUAAUUAACAAACUACAUCAAAGUAACCUGCUAUCUUUAUGGACUGAGGAUGCCCGGUGAAGCAACUAGCCUGUGUUUCAGAAUGCUUAGACGUGCCUGUCAGGCGUAGAGAAAGCAAAUGGCAAAGGUGCAGAGGCUUGUGGGAUUCGAUCAGAAAUUAUUGUCAAUGAAUCAAACUCGGUCAACACAAUGCUUUCAUUGCUGACACAAUGGCUUGCUUCAUAUUUCAUAAUUCCUCAUAGCAAUCCCACCUGACCCACACAGUAACAGAGAGGAUAACAAAUUUAUUAGGACGCAAGCUUCCAUUAAAAAUAGCUCAUUUCAUCCAAUACUUGAAGUGUUAUCCUGAGUCACUGGUACAUUUUCACAUGGUUGGAUGUGUGUGAGAUGAGUCAUAAGCUAAUAAUGGCGAAAAUUGCUUUUAAAAAGAGGGAUAAUUUGCAAAAACAGAAACAACACACUAGUAGCUGAUAACACAGACGUCCUGGCAUUGAUAUGCUAGUUCACCACUGUGCUACACUGGCUUCUCAUGGCGCCAGAAGGAGAAAGCAAGAAGCCCUGGCGCUUCUAUCUGAGAUAUUCAGCAAGUUUUAAUUUUGCUCUGCUUUCUUUCUGCCUCUCUUUCGCCUGCCCAAGAACACGAGAUACCAGCAGAUCUACCUAGUCCCAGCAGACCCUCCGGAGGCUUGCGGGGCUCUGAACAACGGGGUCUUCAUCGAAGGCCAGAUCGCCUUGGUGGAGCGCGGGUGAGUUUCCUCGCAUGGGAAGAGGGCCGGGCUGUUUUCAAGGGCUACGUUUUUAAUUCAUGGGAUUGCUUUCAUAUGCAUUUUGAUUAACCUUCCCGUGAGUCGCUUGUUCGCCCGCGCACUUUUUGACGCAUUUCCCUGUCUCUUUCCAAAAGUCUGUGCACAAAGCCCUUAGCAACUCAGGACCCAGUUGGCCUGCCGUAGGCCCUAACUGGUGACACCAGUCACGAAAUUAAAAGACGCCUGCUUCUUGGGAGAAAAGCAAUGGCAAACCUAGGCAGCAUCUUAAAAAGCAGUGACAUCACCUUUUGAAUUAUGGUGCUGGAGGAGACUCUUGAGAGUCCCAUGGACUGCAAGAAGAUCCAACUUAUCCAUUCUUAAGGAAAUCAGCCCUGAGUGCUCACUGGAAGGACAGAUCCUGAAGCUGAGGCUCCAAGACUUCGGCCACCUCAUCAGAAGAGAGGGCUCCCUGAUGUUGGGAAAGUCCAUGGGAGUCUCAAGAGUCUCCUCCAGUACCAUAAUUCAAAAGCAUCUUCGGCGAUCAGCCUUCUUUAUGGUCCAGCUCUCACUUCCAUACAUCACUACUGGGAAAACCAUAGCUUUAACUAUAUGGGCCUUUGUUGGCAAGAUGAUGUCUCUGCUUUUUAAGCUGCUGUCUAGGUUUGUCAUUGCUUUUCUCCCAAGAAGCAGGCGUCUUUUAAUUUCGUGGCUGCUGUCACCAUCUGCAGUGAUCAUGGAGCCCAAGAAAGUAAAACCUCUCACUGCCUCCAUUUCUUCCCCUUCUAUUUGCCAGGAGGUGAUGAGCCCAGUGGCCAUGAUCUUCAUUUUUUUGAUGUUGAGCUUCAGACCAUAUUUUGCGCUCUCCUCUUUCACCCAAUGAUGAUGAUAGCAAUAGCAAUAGUACCCCUCCCAUCUUACUGGGUUUCCCCAGCCGCUCAGGGCGGCUUCAGUUAUAAAAACAUAAUAAAGCGCCAUACACUCCAAACUUCCCUAUACAGGGAACAAUACCUGUCUAGUUUGGAUCUGAGUGUCUUUGGGGGCGCAGGACUCAAAACUCUCUUGCCGCCUUUCCGGCAGGGGCUGCUCAUUCCUGUCCAAGACUCGCAUCGUACAGGAACUCGGCGGCCGUGCGGUGAUCAUCGCGGACAACGCCUAUGACAAUGACAGCUCCUACGUGGAGAUGAUCCAGGACAGCACCAGGCGGACGGCAGACAUCCCUGCCCUCUUCCUGCUCGGGAGGGACGGGUAAGUGGCUUUGAGCUGGCGUAAGCAGAGGCUUCCAAGAUCAGGCAAAAUCCCCUCCGUGGCUGGAUCUACACUCACCUUUUAAACGUUAUUAGAACGAUAUCGGAAAUAUCGUUCUAAAACGUCAAGACAAUAAAGGUCCCUUUUGCUUUCUUUCCCCACCGUCUUCCUGGUUUCUGGUUGCUCUCGUGUCACAUUUUAAUUACGCACCGUGGACAUUAAAACGUAACGCCACGUGGCGAUAUGGUUAACAGAAUCUUCCUUUGACUUUUUCUUAGCGUUAAAAACCAUGAGUGUAGAUCUGCCCUGCGUCUUGGAAAAAUAGAAGACAAUCUUGGAAAUGAAACAAAAUAAAAAAAUUCCUUCCAGUAGCACCUUAGAAAGGUAAAGGGACCCCUGACCAUUAGGUGCAGUCGUGACUGACUCUGGGGUUGCGGCGCUCAUCUCGUUUUAUUGGCCGAGGGAGCCGGCGUACAGCUUCCAGGUCAUGCGGCCAGCAUGACUAAGCCGCUUCUGGCGAACCAGAGCAGCGCACGGAAACGCCAUUUACCUUCCCGCUGGAGCGGUACCUAUUUAUCUACUUGCACUUUGACGUGCUUUUGAACUGCUAGGUUGGCAGGAGCAGGGACCGAGCAAUGGGAGCUCACCCCGUCGCGGGGAUUCAAACCGCUGACCUUCUGAUCAGCAAGUCCUAGGCUCUGUGGUUUAACCCACAGCGCCACCCGCGUCCCAGUAGCACCUUAGAGACCAACUAAGUUUGUUAUUAGUAUGAGCUUUCGUGUGCAUGCACACUUCUUCAGAUGUGAAAGCACACGAAAGCUCAUACCGAUAACAAACUUAGUUGGUCUCUAAGGUGCUAAUGGAAGGAAUUUUAUAAUUUUGUUUCGACUACAGCAGACCAACAUGGCUACCUACCUGUAACUAGAUUCUUGGAAAUGGUAAAGAAAUGGGGGGUUUUAUCAGUGCUGGCUCUGUUGGAGGGAAUCGCCCGUUGAGUACCUGUUUGCUGGAAAUCACAAGUGGAGAGAGAGGACGGUUGAGCUCAGGUCCUGUUACUGGCUUCCUGUAGACACCUGGUCAGUUACUGUAAGAAACAGGAAGCUGGACAGAUGUAGCCAGACCAGUUAUGUGGCUUCCCUUAAGUGCAUAGUAUUAAAUUUGAGUGCAGUAACUAUUGGGUUAUGGUUAUGAUAUAAAAAGAGUGAAGAUUGGGUGCAGCAAUGAGAUUUAAAAAAGAAAGCCACAGAAAAGGGGAUGAGAAGUCGAUAAAACAGAAGAAACAUUGGGAUUUUAUGUGAAAUUUGUGGAAAGUUUAAUAAACUAUAUUAUAAGAAAUAAAUAAAUUUGAGUGCAGAGAGCUGGUGUGCAAAUCUGCUGGCAGCAGUAACAACCCUUGCAACAACAACAACAAAAUCUAACAAUGGGAGAAUGGAGGAGAGCUUGCCAAACUUUAGGAAUGCAGAAAUUUACCCGUUUUAAAAGUGCAUUGGCACACAGAAGCAGCAAAACCAGUUCCUUUUUUAAAAAUGGAAAACUGAGUGAGUAGUUGGCAGGUUCCGGAACAGGAUCAAAGCUCUGGAAAACAUCAGCCCAAAACUCCUGAGAGAUGUGGAGAUAGAACACGUUUGUUUAUGUCACGAGUCCGACUUGGAAUAAGGACGCUUGCUGGGGAUACCUGGAACGGAGUAGGCCAAAAGGGAAAUUGCAGGCCACUUGGAGACGGCUGGCCACUUUAGUGUGGCCCCUCAAGUUUCCACCAGACUCCUGCAAACAUUGGUCGGACCUUGACAGGCUGCUGGGAUCCUGGCUGGUUGGUUGGUUUGGAAAAAUGUAGAUGGGGCAAAGGCAAACCCAUCGCUGAUCCAGAAUAGAAAUUGAUCAGCUGUACUGCGCUAUGGAGGACAGGGGUGGCGCUGUGGGUUAAACCACAGAGCCUAGGACUUGCCGAUCAGAAGGUCAGUGGUUUGAAUCCCCGCGACGGGGUGAGCUCCCGUUGCUUGGUCCCUGCUCCUGCCAACCUAGCAGUUCGAAAGCACGUCAAAGUGCAAGUAGAUAAAUAGGCACUGCUCCAGCGGGACCAGAUUGGGACAGACAGAAGUACUGUUUUGGGGCGACAGGAGGCGGGCAGAUGUAGAGGACUCCCUGGUCCUGAAUGGGGCAACUGUGCCCCUGGACUCACAGCUGUCCAUGGAGGCGCAAGUUAAUUCUGUGUCCAGGGCAGCUGUUUACCAGCUCCAUCUGGUACGCAGGCUGAGACCUUCCCUGCCAACGGACUGUCUCACCAGAGUGGUUCAUGCUCUGGUUAUCUCCCGCUUGGACUGCAAUGCGCUCUACGUGGGGCUACCUUUGAAGGGGCCCUGGAAACUACAACUAAUCCAGAAUGCGGCAGCCAGACUGGUGACUGUGAGUGGCCACCCAGACCACAUAACACCGGUCUUGAAAGACCUACAUUCGCUCCCAGUACGUUUCUGAGCACAAUUCAAAGUGUUCGUGCUGACCUUUAAAGCCCUAAACGGCCUCGGUCCAGUAUACCUGAAGGAGCGUCUCCACCCCCAUUGUUCUACCCGGACACUGAGGUCCAGUGCCGAGGGCCUUCUGGCGGUUCCCUCCCUGUGAGAAGUGAGGUUACAGGGAACCAGGCAGAGGGCCUUCUCGGUGGUGGCGCCUGCCCUGUGGAAUGCCCUCCCAUCAGAUGUCAAGGAAAUAAACAACUACCAGACUUUUAGAAGACAUCUGAAGGCAGCCCUGUUUAGGGAAGCUUUUAAUGUUUAAUAGGUUAUUGUAUUUUAAUAUUCUGUGGGAAGCUGCCCAGAGUGGCUGGAGAAACCCAGCCAGAUGGGCGGGGUAUAAAUAAUAAAUUAUUAUUAUUAUUAUAAUCCCGCAAGCAGGAUUCGAACACAAGAGCCCUCUCCCCUCCUGUGGUUACCAGCAACUGGGAUUCAGAAUCAUCGCUGCCUCCGACUGUGACAGGGAGUUCCGUAGUUUAACUAUGCGGUGUGUCCACCGGCCAAAGUCACUAUGGCUUUGCCCCCCUCUUUCCAGGUACAUGAUCCGCCGAUCCUUGGAGCAGCACGGCCUCCCCUGGGCAGUCAUCUCCAUCCCCGUAAACGUCACCAGCAUCUCAACCUACGAACUGAUGCAGCCUCCGUGGACCUUUUGGUAGCAGAGAGCAAGCAGGGCAAAGGAUGCUGGCGAGGACGGACCACAGACUGGCCGGCUGGCCUUUCCGAAAGGAGCUGCGAUGGGGCUUUACGAACUAGAAACCUCCUGGAUGUUCCAGCAUCUUGCCUCUUUCAAGAAUUGGAGCCACCGUUUUUGGGUGGCUUUCGUAGGUCAAAGGAGCUGCCCGCAGCGACUCAGCCCUAUGGGCUACGUACUAAGCGUGGCACUGGCUUCCCCGUCUGGCGCAAAUCUCCAGGGGCCCAGCCACAAGUCAGUCCUGGACCCGUGGGCACCAGGUACCACCAGUGGACUGUUCCAGCAAAAUAUACCUUCGAAAUCCUGUGAUUCAGCAGAGGCAGUUUGCUCUUUCUUGUGCUGUUCCCACUGGGCUCAGGAUUGUGCCCCCAUUUCACUGGCUGCCUGGAUGGAGCACCUGCUUGGAAAAGAGAGGCAGAGUGCGUCUCUCUUGGAGGACUGGGGCUGUGGAUGAUUUAGAAUACCUUUUUCUAUCCAUGGGGAAGCAUCCCUACAGCAGUUUUGCAGCCCUGCUUCUUGUUCCGUUUUUGUUUUUUGUUUGGCUAUGCCACAGCCUUCCACAGCACCCUCUCGGAAUUUCGAAUGUGCCCAUUGGCAAACUCUGUUUAAACUGGGGGAGGGAGUAGCUGAUGCGGAGACCUCUGGGACGCAAAUCAUGUGUGGCUGCCGGGAGCUGCCAGCGUGGUGCCCCCAGGCACACAGCUGCCCCACACCAAGCCCCCCUUCCCCAAUAAAAUAGGUUGUGGGGUUUUGUGUGCAUUUUAUGCAUAGUAGUCUUCCUGCUUUGCAAACUGCACCCAAGGGGUCAACAAGUUUGGCACCUCUUGCUGGUAAGUGCUGGUUGGCUCACGGCCUUCUCCAAACCUUAUUUCUAGCACAUUUGAGUACAGUCAUACCUAAUGUUGCAUCCACUUCAGGUUGCGGACUGCCAAAACCCGGAAGUACCAGAAUGGGUUACUUCCGGGUUUUGGCAGUCGCGCAUGCGCAGAAGCGUUGAAUCGCAACCCACAUGGGUUGCGAACGUGCAUCCCGCACGGAUCACGUUCGCAACCCGAGUGUCCACUGUGCCUUGGUUCUCGAACAGAAUGCGUUCCAGGAGUCCAUUCGACUGCCGAAACCGUUUAAAAACCAAAGCAUGGCUUCUGAUUGGCUACAGGAGCAUCGUGCAGCCAAUUGGAAGCCGUGCCAGACAUUUGGCUUCCGAAAACCAUUAAAAAACCGAACCCUCACUUCUGGUUUUCGAUCAUUCAGGAGCCAAGAGUUCCAAGGCGUUCAGCAACCAAGGUACGACUUUAGUCCUUUCACGGAAGAAAAAAAGAGGCGCUCAGACCCUCCUGAAAUAAAUCUAAGAUGAAAGGAAAGCAGAAUUCGCCUCCAAAAUUUCCCCAAAGAAACAAAAAGCACAACCUCUAUCCCUGCAAAAGUAGGCAGAGUGCACUCUCUACCCUGGUGCACAGAAGCAUUUGGAUGAAAUAGAGGAUGGGUAGGCAAACUAAGGCUCAGGGGUCGGAUCCAGCCCAAUCACCUUCUAAAUCUGGCCCGCAGACGGUCUGGGAAUCAGCGUGUUUUUACAUGAGUAGAAUGUGUGCUUUUAUUUAAAAUGCAUCUCUGGGUUAUUUGUGGGGCAUAGUAAUUCGUUCAUUCCCUCCCCCCCCCCAAAUAUAGUCUGGCCCCCCCACAAGGUCUGAGGGACAGUGGACCAGCCCCCUGCUGAAAAGGUUUGCUGACCCCUGAAAUAGAAGAUGACUGGAUGGCUGGGUUUUGCAUUCUUGCCACUUCUGGCUGCAGAAAGAAAUCCCUCAAAUUUAAAGUAAAUAAAUGGGAAGAGGAGGAGGAGGGUCUCCGCAGCUGACAAGGGGUGGUGGUCAUAGAAUCUUAAUGGGAAGGGACCCCAUCAGGUCGUCUAGUCCAACCCCGCUGCUCUGGUGUCCUCACAGUGAUGUCUGAGGACACCAUGUUAUCAAAUCCGAGAGAAUAAUAGCAAGAAAGAUUUGGGAAAUGAUAUUGGCUCCACCACAUCAAGAAGUGAGUGAAGGACCUGAGCAGAGACCAGUUGCCAGCUGAUCACCCUGAGUUAAGGGCUAUUGGAGAGGACACGGCGAUAAUAAUGUGCUGGAUCUAAGCAGCUAUAGGGCCUGUUGGGAGUCAUGAAACUUUUCAUAAAGCUCCUGACAAAGGAGACUUCCCUGAAACGCGACAAGCUAUGGUUUGUAACCAGAUGUGCCAGAGCUUGCCUCCUUUUCUCCCUCACUGAGGACUAGAAACUUGGUUUUGAAAAGAAACGAAAAUCGGGACACACCAGAAUUGUCACGUCCUAUCGUGGGUGGCGCUGUGGGUUAAACCACAGAGCCUAGGGCUUGCUGAUCAGAAGGUCGGCGGUUUGAAUUCCCGCGAUGGGGUGAGCUCCCGUUGCUCGGUCCCUGCUCCUGCCAACCUAGCAGUUCGAAAGCACGUCGAAUGCAAGUAGAUAAAUAGGUACCACUCCAGCGGGAAGGUAAACAGCGUUUCCGUGCGCUGCUCUGGUUCACCAGAAGUGGCUUAGUCAUGCUGGCCACAUGACCCGGAAGCUGUACACUGGCUCCCUCGGCCAGUAAAGCGAGAUGAGCGCUGCAACCCCAGAGUCGGAAACGACUGGACCUAAUGGUCAGGGGUCCCUUUACCUUUUAUGAAAUCACAGCGCCCCACAAAUCAUAUGAUCCAUCGCUCCCACAAACCUGCUUCAUGGGUCUCAGUUUACCCCAGGUAGACUCACAGAAUAAGAGAAUUAAAAGAGCCCAUGAGGGUCAUCUAGUCCAACCCCCUUGCAGUGCAGGAAUCUUUUGUCCAACGUGGGGUUCAAACCCACGACUCUGAGAUAAAGUGUCUCAGGCUGUACUCACUGAGCUAUCCCAGGGGAUAAACUCUGCCCCACCUACAACACACAAAAAAAACCCCUUGCAAAACUAGCUUCUUAUUGCUCUGUUAAAACAGCAAAGAACUAUUCCCGCAUUGCCAGGGGUUGGACUAGAUGACCCUUGGGUCCCUCCCAACUCUAAAACUCUACGAUUAUUUUCCAGACUGAACAUACCCAGCUCCUUCAACCAUUCCUCAUACGGCUUGGCUCCCAGACCCUUGAUCAUCUUGGUCACCUUCCUCUGCACAUUUUCCAGCUUGUCAACAUCCUUUCUAAAUUGCGGUGCCCAGAACAUAAAAUUGUGCAGCCCUGUUUAGGGAAGUUUUUAAUGACUGAUGUUUUAAUGUAUUUUUAAUCUUUUGUUGGAAGCUGCCCACAGUGGCUGGGGAAACCCAGCCAGAUGGGUGGGGUAGAAAUAAUAAAUAUUAUUAAUAAUAAUAAUAACUGGACACUGUAUUCCAGGUGUGGUCUGACCAAGGCAGAAUGGAGCGGUACUAUUCCUUCCCUUGAUCUGGACACUAGACUUCUGUUGAUUAAGCCUGGAAUAACAUUAGCUUUUUCUGCUGUUACAUCACCCUGUUGACUCAUGUUCAGCCUGUGGUCCACUAUGACCCCUAGAUCCUUUUCAUAUUUUACCACUGGCAAGCCAGGUGUCCCCCAUCUUAUAAUUGCGCAACUGGUUCUUCCCAGCUAAGUGAAGAACGUGACAUUUGCCCCUGU